Lacerta agilis (Sand lizard) is the source of this 1160-nucleotide messenger RNA. RefSeq lists its product as uncharacterized. The coding region runs from base 31 to 1101 and encodes 356 amino acids. NCBI's taxonomy places the organism in Eukaryota, Metazoa, Chordata, Lepidosauria, Squamata, Lacertidae. The record is from RefSeq and is a predicted model, not a curated record. Gene Ontology annotation, biological process: homotypic cell-cell adhesion; T cell extravasation; positive regulation of neutrophil extravasation. The transcript is spliced from 12 exons.
CUGCGAUUCUACCCACGGCUCCCUUCGCAGAUGGAAGAAAGCCCAGCUGCGCCACACCCGAGCCGGCGGCUGCCCGCGGGUUUCCUAUUACUUCGGGGCAUGACUCAACGCUGGUGUCUUCUCCUGGCCACCGGGGUGGGCGGUGCUCUCCCUCGCCUCUCCUUCCAUUGGCUGCCGGAGUUCGGCGCCCACUCCGCAUUGGCCGCCCUUCUCCUCGGCGGCGGGUCUCCAAGCGAGCGCCGCUCCGAGUCCCCUUUUGGCUGCGGGGCUGCAAGUUGCGGGCCGCUUGUUUUGCAGCUGAACCGAGAGGGCGAGGAGGGGAGCUCGCGGGAAACGGGGUCUCUCCCUUCAUCCUCUGAGGGAAGGGUGGGAAACAAGGAGAGCGCGGGUGGAAAGGACCCGAGCAGAGAUUGGGAGCGCCGCGAAGUUCGCUUCAAGUCUCGGGGGGCAGCAGCAGUAGCAGCCGUCGACGGCGGCGGCGGGACCAUGACGAGACUCGCCCUCCUGGUGCCUUUCGCCGCGCUGGUGCUGCUGGCGGGACGCGGCCGAGGACAAGAUCUUGACUUGUCAGAUGCAUUUGGCGAUCCGACAGAUGUAACACAGAAGCCAAUUCCACCAAACAAAAAGCCAACACAAAAUCCGACAGAUGUAACACAGAAGCCGAUUCCACCUAACAAAAAGCCAACACAAAAUGAUGAUGAUGGCUUUAACUUGGAAGAUGCCUUUGGUGUGGAUGACCCCAAGAAGCCAGAGCCACCAGCACCACCUCAACCAAAUCCUGGAAGUCAUGGCAAUACUGGUGAUUUUAGUGAUUUGGAUUUAAAUGAUGGUCAGGCACCUGCAGAUCCACCAAAAGGCCGUGCUUCUAACCCUUCUGCAGGUUCAGACUCUGGUGGCAAGGCAGAAGAAAAUCCAGGAAUGUUAGCUGGAAUUAUUAGCUCAGUACUUAUAGCAGUAACUGGGGCUGUGUCAGCCUUUGUAGCCCACCAGAAGAAAAAGCUCUGCUUCAAGCAAGUGAUGAAGAAAAUGUUAAUAUGCAAAGUCAACAAGGAGCACAUUCAGAACCACCUGUUCAACGCACACUUUUGCAGAAAACAGUAGCAUCAUUUAAGAUUAAGCGAAGGCCAGAAAACUGGACAGAGGAAUCUGUGUAUUUCCCU